UGGCGAAUAGUCAAGAGGGGAACCAGAGCCCACUCAGCUCCAACGCUUUCAAGACUUCAACUUCACCACUUGAAAGACACCUCUCGCCAUGGACCCUUACGUGAUCCGGAUGAACUGUAAUGGAGACCUCUCCUCAGUCCUGGACGUCCAUGUGAGCAUCAGUGGGAAAAACACAGCCUUGGGGAAAAUGAAAGGCCGAAAGGCCAGGUGGGCAGUGAGGGCCUCCGAAAUGUCCAAGAAAACUUUCAACCCCAUCCGAGCCAUCGUGGACAGCAUGAAAGUGGAGCCAAACCCAGACAAGCCCAUGAUCGCCUUGUCCAUUGGAGACCCAACCGUGUUUGGAAACCUUCCUACCGACCCUGAAGUUACCCAGGCCAUGAAAGACGCCCUGGAUUCCGGGAAGUACAAUGGCUAUGCCCCAUCCAUUGGCUACCUGUCCAGCCGGGAAGACAUCGCUUCCUAUUACCACUGUCCAGAAGCCCCCCUGGAAGCUAAGGAUGUCAUUUUGACAAGCGGCUGCAGCCAGGCCAUUGAACUUUGCUUAGCCGUGCUGGCCAACCCAGGGCAGAACAUCCUGGUUCCCAGACCUGGCUUCUCUCUCUACAAGACUCUGGCUGAGUCCAUGGGCAUCGAAGUCAAACUCUACAACUUGUUGCCGGAAAGGUCUUGGGAAAUUGACCUGAAGCAUUUGGAGUCCCUAAUCGAUGACAAGACAGCCUGUCUCAUUGUGAACAACCCAUCAAACCCUUGUGGUUCAGUAUUCAGCAGAAGCCACCUCCAGAAGAUCUUGGCUGUGGCUGCAAGGCAGUGUGUUCCCAUUCUGGCUGAUGAGAUCUAUGGAGACAUGGAAUUCGCUGACUGCAAAUACGAGCCGCUCGCCACCCUCAGCACCAACGUCCCCAUCCUGUCCUGCGGGGGUCUGGCCAAGCGCUGGUUGGUCCCCGGCUGGAGGCUGGGCUGGAUCCUCAUUCACGACCGUCGAGACAUCUUUGGCAAUGAGAUCCGGGAUGGUCUGGUGAAGCUGACCCAGAGGAUCCUGGGACCCUGUACCAUUGUCCAGGGGGCCCUCAGAAGCAUCAUGCGACGAACUCCUCAAGAGUUUUAUCACAACACUCUCAGCUUCCUCAAGUCCAACGCUGACCUUUGCUAUGGGGCCUUGGCUGCUGUUCCUGGACUUCGGCCAGUCCGGCCCUCUGGAGCCAUGUAUCUCAUGGUUGGGAUUGAGAUGGAGCAUUUUCCAGAGUUUGAGAAUGACGUGGAGUUCACCGAGCGGUUAAUUGCCGAGCAGUCCGUCUUCUGCCUUCCAGCCACAUGCUUUGAGUACCCCAACUUCUUUCGGGUGGUGAUCACAGUCCCCGAGGUGAUGAUGCUGGAAGCGUGCAAUCGGAUUCAGGAAUUCUGUGAGAGGCACUACCAGAGCGGCGAAGGGACCCAGGACCUCGAAUGUGACAAAUAGGCGGAAGGGACCGGACAGACCCCUUGCCCUGUUUGGGGGUCCCUCUUUGGCUGGGCUGGGCAGUGCCCCCCAGCUCCUCAAUGAAACUGAGCCCCAAUGGGGAGAGGCCACCGUACCCUCGCCCUUUUAGAAACUCCUCCUCUGUUCCUCAACCCUACACACACUCUGUCGGCCAUUACAGAGUCUCCUCGUGUUGAGCAAACCUGACUCACUCCCCCAGUUCCUCGCCUCUCUCCAUUAUCAGGUCAAAAUGCUGACCGGUUCCGAGAGGGUUUCUGAUUUCUCAGGAAGCAAAUAAGAGGUGAAAGGGCAUAAAGAGAGCCUAGGGGAGAGAAAACAAUCGGGUAAGACGAUUAGCUCCCCACUAGCUCUUCAAGAAGUUUCUCACCGUGGUCACAUUUAAAGCUCAGCUCCGGCCCUGCCUCAUUACUGCCAAAACGGGCUUUAAGGAGCCUCAGGGGCCCGUGGGACCACUCUGGUGAAGGGGCGAAGGAUACCCUGACCUGUAUUUCACAAUCACUCUUGUUGUAACUCUAACCUUGAUUUAUUAUAUAUUAUGUUAUAUAUUAUAUAUAUAUUAUAUUAUCACCUUUUCAUAUGUUAUCUAAAAAGCAUUUAUACUGACCGGACCCUUCGUGCGGCAAAGGGCAUAAAUUAUUGUAUGAUGUUUUCUUUUGUUGUUGGUUUUUUGUUUUUUGAUAAAUGUUACAAA
This is a messenger RNA of Tachyglossus aculeatus (Australian echidna), 2168 nucleotides long. It is a transcript of the gene TAT, whose product is annotated as tyrosine aminotransferase. The transcript is spliced from 12 exons. Gene Ontology annotation, biological process: aromatic amino acid catabolic process; biosynthetic process. The record is from RefSeq and is a predicted model, not a curated record. Bases 89 to 1456 code for a protein of 455 amino acids. Gene Ontology annotation, molecular function: L-tyrosine:2-oxoglutarate transaminase activity; pyridoxal phosphate binding. NCBI's taxonomy places the organism in Eukaryota, Metazoa, Chordata, Mammalia, Monotremata, Tachyglossidae.